UAUUGUGAGCUGGCAGUAAACACUGGGCUUGGUCUAUCUGACGCAAUAUUAGGAAUACAGACUGAAACAACGCCGCUAUAUUUUAAGACAACCAACGUCUGUGACUAAUGUUUUGUGAAAGUAGAAGAAGUGAUAUUAGUCCUGUAUCUGCUGUUUGUUUUCCAAAGAAUGCAUAUGUCUGCAAGAAGCUUGUGGAAACACGACCUGUACAAGAACUGAGUCUUGAAGAAUCUUGAACUACUGUCGCCUUUUCUCUCAGUUUUCUACGAAAUCCCUCCAUAUUGUUUACUGUUAAGGCACACAACAACCAACAUCACAGCAUGAGAAGCUUCUGAAGUGUGCUCGUGCUGAAUAUGAGAUACACAAGCAAUGCUGCCCAAUGUGUGCCCCUGACCGUGGUUUAAGAGUGAAUAAAGUAUGCACUCGGUCAUCAGAUACUGUUUGUGGGCCACUAGAGAGAUUCUACUGCAUUGAAAAAAAGAAAGACUGCUGUACUUUAGCUGUGCAACAUUCAGAAUGUAGCCCUGGACAAUAUAUAAAACAAGCAGGUACUGGCGCCACAGAUAAUGUAUGUGCUGACUGUACAGGUGACACAUAUUCAAACGGAUCUUUCUCAUCCUGUUUACAACACACAAUAUGUGAAGCCCUGGGACUUACUGAAACAAAUCCAGGAACACAUUCAUCUGACACCAAAUGUGGAAAUCCGUCUACAGUUGUAGCAAGAAUUACCCCUAGUGUUAUAGUUACUUUAAUAUUAAUUCCAGUAAUAAUUGUUUUCAUAUUUAAACACAUUCGGAAGAAGAAGCAAUCAAAAAGUUCAGGGAUACAGGAAACAGGAAAUGGUUUACAUGAAAACGAAAGUUUAAAAGUUGUUGGCGGUAGGAAAAUAGUUGAACCAUUUGAAACAGAAGAACAAGUCCUAACAACAUGCGAAUGACUACAGUUUCUACACUACUCAGAUAUUUCACUACAUCUACUGAAGGAGUUAUCAUGAUUGAAAUGUAGCAGUUUGAGCCACAGUCAUUGAAACAAAAGUCAAACAGCAUCAAAUGAUUUUGCCAUCUUCUAUUAAACAAUUACUAAUGAAAUACUGUGUGUGUCAAGCCUAAAAACAAAAGUAAUAUUGAAUGUAACAACAAUAAUUACAUGAGCCAGCAUAUUACCACUGCAUUAUCACUUUCUAUAAGACACUUGUUUACAGAAACAGUAUUUUACUGCUUUUGCACAAUAAAAUAUUUUUGUAAGGAUUACUUAAA
Messenger RNA from Sinocyclocheilus grahami, 1256 nucleotides. RefSeq names its product tumor necrosis factor receptor superfamily member 5-like. The transcript has 9 exons. Gene Ontology annotation, cellular component: external side of plasma membrane. Bases 380 to 937 code for a protein of 185 amino acids. Gene Ontology annotation, molecular function: protein binding. The record is from RefSeq and is a predicted model, not a curated record. Gene Ontology annotation, biological process: negative regulation of alpha-beta T cell proliferation; defense response to Gram-positive bacterium; positive regulation of T cell migration. NCBI's taxonomy places the organism in Eukaryota, Metazoa, Chordata, Actinopteri, Cypriniformes, Cyprinidae.